Molecule: messenger RNA, 1947 nt
Organism: Corylus avellana
Lineage: Eukaryota; Viridiplantae; Streptophyta; Magnoliopsida; Fagales; Betulaceae
Source: RefSeq, a predicted model, not a curated record
AUGGAAUUGGAGCAACCCAUUUUGGAUUUCGAGCAACUCGUGUUGAGAGAGGCUGUUUCUGUUUCUGCUAAAAAAGUUAACCAAAACCACAGCAAAGCAAGUGCUAAGACCACCAAUGCAUAUAGACCAAACACUUCUCAACCUUCCGACCACCGUUGCCGUCGCUCCGAAUCCUCCAGGGCACUGGAAAUGGGUGUGCCAUGGAACUACUCCCCGGAGGAAAAACUAUCUUGGGUACGUUCUCAAAUCAUUGGUGGCGAAGCAGAAAUCGAUUCUCCUUCCGGGAAAAGAAGACUCACCUAUGCUGAUCACACCGCCACCGGCCGGUCUCUUCUGUAUAUUGAAAAUUUCAUCACCCACAACGUUCUUCCCUUUUAUGGGAAUACUCACACGUGUGACAGCUACGUGGGGGACCGGACAACAAAGUUGGUGCGUGAAGCAUCCAACUACAUCAAGAAAUGCUUGGGUGGUGGAAAUGAUGAUUCCCUCUUGUUCUGCGGCUCCGGCUCCACCGGAGCCAUUAAAAAGCUUCAAGAAAUAAUCGGCGUUGCCGUGACACCAAUCUUGAGGGAGAGGGUACUCAAAUGCCUCACUAAGGAGGAAAGGUGGGUGGUUUUUGUUGGGCCUUACGAGCACCACUCGAACCUUCUUUCAUGGCGGAAUAGCUUGGCUCAAGUGGUAGAGAUUGGUUUGGAUGAUGAUGGUUUGAUUGACAUGGAGGCUCUACGGCUACAACUUGAAUCGUAUAAACAUGCCAACAGGCCUAUUUUGGGUUCUUUUUCGGCUUGUAGCAAUGUGACUGGAAUUUAUUCGGAUACACGAGCAAUUGCUAGACUUCUUCACCAAUAUGGAGGCGUUGCAUGCUUUGAUUUUGCAGCAAGCGGUCCAUACGUGGAGAUUGACAUGAGGUCCGGGGAGAUGGACGGCUACGAUGCCAUUUUCCUUAGCCCACAUAAGUUUCUUGGUGGCCCCGGAUCGCCGGGCAUUCUUCUGAUGAGCAAUGCCCUUUAUCUCCUAAAAUCUUCUCCACCAUCGACUUGUGGAGGUGGAACUGUUAAUUAUGUCAACGGCUUUAGUGAAAAGCACACGGUAUAUAAAGAGGAAAUUGAAGAAAGGGAAAAUGCUGGGACUCCUCAAAUAAUCCAGACAAUUAGAGCAUCAUUGGCCUUCAGGGUAAAGGAAUAUAUUGGCUACCAAGUGAUUGAAAAUAAGGAGCAAGCCUACAUACACAGAGCACUUCAGAGGCUUCUCCCAAACAAGAACAUUUGGAUUUUAGGAAAUACAACCACCAAACGACAAGCCAUAUUGUCUUUCCUCAUUUAUAGUACAACCAAUUCCACCUUGGGUGGCCUCAAAAACAAUAGCAGAGAGAUAAGGGAUGUGCUUAACAUGUGGGGAGAGAGUGGGAACAAGAGAGAUAAGCCUCUUCAUGGACCAUUGGUUGCAUCACUCUUGAACGACUUGUUUGGCAUCCAGGCUCGAGGUGGGUGCGCUUGUGCUGGACCCUAUGGCCACGUCUUGCUUGGUGUCGAUGACACCUAUUUACUUGCCUUCAGCGAUGCUGUUGCAAAGGGGUAUGUUGGAACAAAACCAGGAUGGGCUAGAAUCAGCUUUCCCUACUACAUGUCUGAGGAGGAGUUUGAGUUUAUUUUAGAUGCAUUGGAGUUUUUAGCUAUUUAUGGGCAACGGUUCAUUCCUUUGUACCACUACAAUUUUGAAACAGGCGCCUGGACUUUUAAGAAGAAGGCACUUCAGGAGCUUCUCAACAAGGAAAACAUCUUGGAAGAUUACAAUUCUAAGGCGUGUGGCGACGAAAAGAGAAAGAUGAGUAAAUAUAGAGGUUAUUUAGAAGCUGCAAAGUACAUUGCCAGUCUGCUUCCCAAGUUCCCUUCUCAGCGUAGACUUCCGGAGCAGAUUGAUCCCAACCUUUUCCAUUUCAGAAUCUAA